This is a messenger RNA of Toxotes jaculatrix (banded archerfish), 1575 nucleotides long. RefSeq lists its product as uncharacterized. The record is from RefSeq and is a predicted model, not a curated record. The transcript has 3 exons. NCBI's taxonomy places the organism in Eukaryota, Metazoa, Chordata, Actinopteri, Toxotidae. Bases 1 to 1149 code for a protein of 382 amino acids.
AUGAGGAGGUAUCUGGUCGGAGGAGUUUUUGUGAGGAACCAGGCCGCUCAGAGGGACCUCGAGCAGGACAUGAAGGAGACAACACCAGUCUUAGGGAUGGAAACUCACUCUCUGGAACUUACAGAAGUGUUUCAUGAUCACAGCUAUUCAAGGGUCCUGACACUGAAAAAGCAGCUGCAGGCCUCACAGCUGGAGCUCAACCAUCCAGAAGAAACCAGCGCAGGGCUGAAAUGUGAGCGGUUCUUUCUCCAGCGCCUCCAGAGUGAGCCAGAGCUUAUCAUGUUCUACACUGGAUUCAAAGACUACAACACACUCAAAGCAUUUUACCUAGUUCUGCAGCCCACACCAGAAACUAUUGGAAAUUGGAGUCAGGUGCUGAAAAAGACUGAAGACAGCACAGUGGACGCUGGCUUCCAGGCACAACACCUGUGUUUGUUUGAUCAGCUGUUUCUAUUCCUUUGCUUCGUGAGGCGGGGUUUUUUUCCUAUUGACAUGUCUAAGAGGCUCCUGGUGUCAGAGGACAUUGUGUUGACCACCUGCAUCACAUGGUGCCACUACCUGUUCUUCAUGCUGGGAACGCUGCCGAUAUGGCCAAGUAGACGGGCUGUGGAUAAGCUGAUGCCGCCGUUCUUCACAGCAACCUUCCCCAAAACACGGGUGGUGCUGGACUUGAUUGAGAUCCACAUCCAGCUGGCAACAUGCACAGUGAACUCUUCCCAUCACAAAGGCUCCACAACACUUAAGUCCCUGGUCGGCAUCACUCCAUCUGGCUCCGUCAGCUUCGUCAGCAGCGUCUUCACAGCCUCCAUCUCCGAUAAGGACGUCAUCAGGGAGUCAGGGAUUUUAAACCUCCUGGAGCCAGGUGACGAAGUGAUGGCAGACAAGAGCUUAGAGAUCAAAGAAAUCCUCGAUGGGAUUGGCGUAAACCUCGUCAGCCUGACGUUCUUGGGGCCAAAUGAACAGUUAAAUCAAGACGAUAUAACACACACGCGAACCUCUGGCCGCUUAAAAAUCCAUGUGCAGAAGGCGAUCAGUCGUAUCAAAGAGUACCACGUAUUUGAUGACGUUCCGUCGACACUGUGUGCGUCAGUCAACCAGCUGUGGACAGCCUGCGCUCUACUGACAAACUUUCAAGGACCUCUGAUUUGAUGCUGUGUUCAGCUACACAGACACUACCUCAGACACUUUUGGCUCAGGGCAGAUAAGUGUUGAUAUCAGGACAGAAAAACCCAAAAUAUACUGAUUCUUUACUCCAUUGUUCUCCCUCCAGAAAACAGACAUGUUCAUUUUCACACUGUGAAUUGUUGCUCUUUGUACAAAUGUUUGUGUUUGUUAAAUUUGAAUUUUUUUUUAAGUUUGUAUUUUUUCAUUUUUUUUUUUAUUUUAUAGGCCAAAAAAGAAUCUGCAGAUUAAUCAAUCAUGAAAAUAUUCAUUGGUUUGUGCACUGUUCGUUUUGGAGUCGGGCAGUUUCUUGUGUUGUUACCAGACUGAUGGGGUUACCAGCAGGGAAACAUCUGGUUGUGAUAUAAAACAGAAGUUCAGUUCUAUAUUAUUAAAUAAAACAGUGUUAAUUGU